Molecule: messenger RNA, 891 nt
Organism: Penicillium paradoxum
Lineage: Eukaryota; Fungi; Ascomycota; Eurotiomycetes; Eurotiales; Aspergillaceae
Product: VIT1/CCC1 transporter family protein
Exons: 2
Coding region: 1-891 (296 amino acids)
Biological process (GO): intracellular manganese ion homeostasis
Cellular component (GO): fungal-type vacuole membrane
Molecular function (GO): iron ion transmembrane transporter activity; manganese ion transmembrane transporter activity
Source: RefSeq, a predicted model, not a curated record
AUGUCAAUCUCCUCCCAGACAGGCCUGAUGUCGAGUUAUACGCCCCUCACUGAUCGCAGUUCUUCUUCGGAGGAUGAGAAGGCUCUUCGUUCACCACUUCGAUCUGAUAUCGAGGCGGGAAACAGCACAAACCGUCACGAUGACUCGGACCGGAAAUCUUCCCGCUUCAUUGACGGUCGCACAGUCUCCGAUGCCAUCAUUGGCCUUUCGGACGGCAUGACCGUGCCUUUUGCUCUCACUGCUGGACUGUCUGCAUUAGGCGAUACUAAAAUCGUUGUGUUUGGUGGACUUGCAGAACUCAUCGCAGGAGCUAUUUCGAUGGGGCUGGGUGGAUACCUGGGUGCCAAAAGUGAAGAGGAGUCAUACAAAGCUACCCUAAAGGAAACCAAAACACAAACUAUGACGGAUCCCGCCUCCGUGUCAGAAACCCUCUCCGACAUCUUUGAGCCCUAUGAGUUGCCUUCUGAAUUAGUAGCACAACUCAAAAAUCAUCUGUCAUCUUCCCCAUUGCUCCCAUCUUUCCUCAUGAACUUCCACCAUACUAUGCCCGAACCUUCAGGCUCACGAGCUGUUGUCUGCGCCCUAACCAUUGCCCUGGGAUAUUUCGUCGGUGGGUUUGUUCCUCUGGUGCCCUACUUUUUUGUCGGACCGAAUGAUGCAUUCGUCGCCCUGCGCUGGUCCAUCGCUACUAUGGUUGUUGCGCUGUUUAUCUUCGGAUAUGGAAAGACAUGCUUUGUGAGUGGCUGGCGCGGUCGACGUAACAUCCGCAAGGGUCUCAUUGGAGGAAUCCAAAUGGUACUAGUGGGUGGUAUCGCUGCUGGUUCAGCAAUGGGCCUGGUGAAGGGCUUCCAGAUGCUGGCUGAUAGUCCUGGAGACCAGACGCAUGACUAG